Messenger RNA from Aplosporella prunicola CBS 121167, 2113 nucleotides. RefSeq lists its product as uncharacterized. Bases 30 to 1784 code for a protein of 584 amino acids. The transcript has a single exon. The record is from RefSeq and is a predicted model, not a curated record. Gene Ontology annotation, molecular function: heme binding; iron ion binding; monooxygenase activity. Lineage: Eukaryota; Fungi; Ascomycota; Dothideomycetes; Botryosphaeriales; Aplosporellaceae.
CAAAGUGCAGCAAUCAAUAUUCUCCAAACAUGGCUCACCUUCUCGGAGCUAUCGCCACUUUAUUAGUGGUUUUUGCCUUUAGAUGCAUUUACAACCUGAUCCGAAAUUUUAUCAGAGCUCGUUCAAUUAAACUGCCGAUUGUGCUCGUUCCAGUGGAUCAAAGCCAGUUGCUCUGGUUGCUACUAUCUCCUUUCAACAGACAUCGUCUUCAGCGAAUUUUGCCUGCGAGCAUUUGGCGGCGCGUAGCUCUCACAAUCUUUGGCUGGGAGUUUCACGAAAAGACGCGGCCGUUUGACCAGUUCGCGCCGCAUCAUGGCUCGUAUCUACUAGUAGGCUUGGGCAAACUUGAGCUUUGGACCGCCGAUCCCAAGGCGACCCAAGACAUACUGCUUCGCGUUCGCGACUUCGAAGUACCGCAGGCACUGGAAUAUGCUCUAGGUCAAUAUGGACCGAAUGUCUUGACCACCAACGGAGACAAAUGGGCAAAGCAUCGAAGAAUAGCCACGAGCGUCAUCGAUGAACGCAUAUCCAAGACCGUUUUCAACGAGUCUGUACGUCAGACCCAUGGUCUACUUGACGAGGUCUUGUCAACACACGGAAACAAGUCCUACUCGGCGGAGACACCACUGCUGUUUGAUAUGCUCAAAAAGAUCACCAUCCACGUGCUCAUUGGGGCUGGUAUGGGUACCCAAAUGCCAUGGAGGAGUGACGAAGACCAGCGGCCGGAGCCAGGCUACAAAAUGACACACGUUGAAUCGCUCACGACGGUCGUGUCAAACAUAGUAGGCGUCGGAAUACUGCCCACGAAUCUUCUUACCCUUUGGCCCGCGUGGUUACCCGGAUACCGCAAGAUGACAACAGUCGGGUGCGCUAAGGUCGAAGUACAGAAGCGCAGUAAGUCGAUACUGGAUCAAGAGCGGAGCCGCAUGGCAACAGAAGAGUCGUCGACGAACAAUAUCAUGAGCAAGCUCCUUCAAGCAUCAAAAGAUGGCAGUUCUCCGGCACAAAGCCUAACAGAGGGAGAGAUGAUUAGUAACCUCUUCAUCUUUACUGCUGCGGGCUUCGAAACAACGGCGACCACGUUGGCGUAUGCUAUGGUUCUUCUGGCCAGAUACCCCGAGUGGCAGGAGUGGCUUCUCGAACAAGUCGAUGAGCUCGUAUCUGCCGACGAGCCGGAAGCCAUGGAGUACACAACAAUUUUUCCACAAGCCACUCGCAUAAUGGCCUUCAUGCUGGAAACAGUGAGGCUGUAUUGCCCGGUACCGCAUGUGCACCGGGAGACCACGUCCCCACAGACCCUUGAAACAUCGGCAGGUACUAUUCGAUUACCUGCUGAAACUAGGGUCUAUAUAAACCCAGUGGCCAUUCACCUCUUACCGUCAUGGCGGGACAUUAACCGCCAAUCGGAUCCGGCGUUCUUUAAGUCUGACCCAACAGUCUCUGAUGAGCACGCAUUUCGACCCUCGAGAUGGCUCAACCCACCGGAUUCGACCCAUGACCUUUUCCACCCACGAAAAGGAACAUUUGUGCCGUGGGCAAUGGGGCCACGGAUUUGCCCAGGACAGAAAAUGGCCCAAGUCGAAUUCACGGCUGUCAUGUUGACGUUGCUGAAGAAACACCGUAUCGAAGCUGUACCACUAAAAGGGGAAAGACAGAAGGAGAUUAAGGAACGACUGGAUGCAAGGCUUCGCGACAGCCAGUGGGUCACCGUUUUGCAGAUGAAUGGUGUGUUUGAUCCUAAGGAGAAUGAGGGGCUGCAAAUGAGGAUUUUGGAACGUAGAUAAAACAAAUUAGGUGUGAUGUCUUGUAGUUAACUCACUGUUAAAGGGAUAUCGGUGUGAUAGUUUUUCAUUUGGACAGAACCUUUCAACAAGGCGUAUGAUAGAUUCCGCUAUUUUACAGAUUGAACGUGGUGGUUUUCAAUGAGCGGUCCAAAAUAGCAGAGUACAUAGUAUGCCUGUAUUUGCCGCACCUGCUUUGUGACGAGGCGAGUUUGUGGUUUGGGGGUACAGCCGAAAGUUUGCUUUAUCAUGCUCAUUUGGUUCAAUUAUGCCCUCUGCAAACAAAGAGAAGGGCUAGGCCCAUUCAUUUUCUUUACUAAUUAUAUUACAUG